AUGCUCGACACGACGCCCGGCCGGUCCAGUUGUAUAGACCAUACUGUUUUCCCCCACAUCCUCGACCACAUCAUCGAGGUCUCCGACCCCGCGGACCUUCACCAGCUCCGUGCCACCUCUCGAGCGUUCCGUGAGCGCAUCGACAGCCUCUAUUACGACCACCUGGCAGUUUACACGACCUCCCGGCGAGGCUCGCUCCCUGAACUCCCAGAGGUGGACGAGUACGGCGCGUGCGGCGAGUACUGCGUCAAGAUCAAUGUGGUCGAGCUGGACUCGCCCUCCAGUUCCUCCUCGCUCCCCAAGCUUGCCGUUGCCGAGCUCAAGGUUGUCGAGGUUCCCUCCAGUCCCAAGUCGGUGCGCUCUUCAAUUUCCACCUCCACAAGACCACAGCUGCGCGACGUCCAUGGCAGGCGUAUCCCUGGCCUCUGUUGGGAGGACGAAGACGCGACUCUCGCUGAGCGUGAGACGAUGAUUAAUCAUCUCGCCACUGUCCGUGUUCUCGACUAUCACUCUCGCGUUGACCUCGCCACUGUGGACGCCGAAAUGGCAGAGGCUUUGACUGGCCUUCAGGUGGUUCGCAGGUUCGAACCCACCGCCCCAGUCCUUCCCGCUCCCAAGAUUAUCGACUUCGCGUUCCUUACCCCGCACCAAGGUUCCCAUGCCCACGCAGACUCUUCGAUUUCAAGAAGCCCAUGCCAAUGUCCGUCCGCGUUCACGUUUGACGUACCUGCCGGCGCCAAGACGUCUGUCACCAACGUCUUCUACAGCCCCCGCCGUGUGCCCAUGCACAGCUUCCUGCAACUCGGCUACUGUCCCGACAAUAGCCACGCUGUCAUCAAAUACAUUCCCCGACCCGACCGUACAGGCUGUGCACCAACACCAUCGUGUGUCGGCUGCAAGCUCCCCAAGCUCGGUAUGCUCCAUCACCUGAUUGAGGAACUCGCGUUCCGCGUACCCUCUGUUACGCACACACUCGUGGGCAUGGACGAGAUUGACCGUGCCCUGCUCGGUUUGCCACCCAACACCACGAAUGAGGAGAUGCAGCAACACCUGGUGGCGGCGGUGCAGGAAGAGUGCUCGAUCCUCUUUCCGCAAGAGGUCGCCAUGCGGGUGCCGGACACCAUUACCUUCCUCACCCUUGCCGAGUAUCAGGCGCAGAUGUCUCCUGUCGAGUAUGCCCUGGAGACUGAGCAGUGA
Apiotrichum porosum is the source of this 1197-nucleotide messenger RNA. RefSeq lists its product as uncharacterized. Bases 1 to 1197 code for a protein of 398 amino acids. Lineage: Eukaryota; Fungi; Basidiomycota; Tremellomycetes; Trichosporonales; Trichosporonaceae. The record is from RefSeq and is a predicted model, not a curated record. The transcript has a single exon.